Cooperia oncophora is the source of this 1074-nucleotide messenger RNA. NCBI's taxonomy places the organism in Eukaryota, Metazoa, Nematoda, Chromadorea, Rhabditida, Trichostrongylidae. The record is from the annotation of a GenBank genome assembly.
AUGACAGCCAUCGACUUGGAGACAUAUCCGUUGCACAAGGCUGCAUUUUUCAAUGACGUACACUCGAUAUCACAGCUCAUCAAAGCGGGUCGUAGUUUAUACGAACAGGAUAUGCAUGGGAAUACAGCGCUUCAUAUUUCAACAAUGCUUGGUCAUCGAGUAACGGAGAUGCUGCGGAAACUGAAAGCCCAAUCUCGUAUGGGAAUGACUAGUCGUAAAGCGCAUCUCAUCAAAAUGUUGGAGGAUAUCGGAGAUUUUUAUCUCGAAUUGAAGUGGGACUUCCAAAGUUGGAUUCCUCUGCUUUCACGAAUGCUCCCAUCUGAUGUGUGUCAGAUAUAUAAAAAAGGUACCCAGUUGCGUAUGGACACGACACUGGCAGAUUUCAAACGGAGAUAUUCAGUGACGCGAUGGGACGCGGUGCAUAUAUCCUUCGUUUUUAAUGCCAAGGCUAAGUACGAGUCCGAUGAGCUUAUUAUCAUGGACAACAAUGCAAAGGUGUUCCAACGAGUACGUCAUGAGGAAUCUGAGGCCGAAGUCGAUGAAGAAGUGGAUGUGUUGAUGUCGUCGGAUAUCGUUUCAGCUCAGGAGCAAAUUGGUGACUAUAAUGUCAAUUUCUAUCUGGUAGAAGGAAUGAGAUUAGUAUCACGAAAGAGACGGGAGCAUCUGACUGCUGAUGAUAUUAAAAAGAACAAAUCUUUCAUGCAAUCGUUGGCAAGUGGUGCUGCUGUGGGUGAUGAGGAUUUCAAGAGCCUUCAACAUCGGAAGUCGUUAGCACCACCUGGUCGAAUGCCAACAACUUGGGAGGAAUAUAGCGAAGAUUUCCCCAUGGGAAUAGAUGUUCUUCUCGAUAUUCUCGAAAUUGUCGCACCAUUUAAGCAUCUCGAUAAAUUGCGGCGUUUCUGUGAAGCAAGACUUCCGCCUGGUUUCCCUGUGCGUGUAGAGAUUCCCUUGCUCCCUACGAUAUCAGCGAAGGUCACUUUCCAAAAGCUUCAGUUUGUGACUAAUCUCUCGGACAAAAUCUUUUUCGUGCCGGCAUCGUAUCGCGAGGAUCCAACGAGAUUCCCGGAUUUAUGA